AUGUACUCUGUUAGUCCAACUCAAACUGAGCUUUUCCAUCUUAGAAUUUUAUUACUUCAUGUUAAAGGACCACUGAGUUUUGAGGAUAUAAAAACUGUUAAUGGAGUAAGACAGGAAUCAUUUAUGGCUGCAUGUUUGGAAUUAGGGCUUAUUGAAGAUGACCACGAAUGGAAAAGGGCAAUGAAUGAAGCUGAAAUUUGGAUGAUGCCAAGACAACUUCGAUAUCUUUUUGUUCGUAUUUUAAUACAUUGUCAACCAAUACAUCCUGAAGAACUUUGGGAAGAAUUUAAAGAUGCAUUGUCAGAAGACUAUCGAAGAAAAUAUAACGGCAGUCAAGAUAUGAAAAAGGCCUACGUUCAACUUGAUUCGAUGUUGAAUCUAGAAGGCUGGAGUAUUUCAAUGUUUCCUACUAUGCCACAAAUAACUGAUUUGGAUAAUGUCAGUAACGACAUGGAAAUUUUGAAUGAAGAAGAAGCAUUUGAUACAUUGCUAAAUCAAUACGAUUCUUUAAAUGCAAAACAAAAGGAAAUUGUAGAUUUCAUUUUAGAAAAAGCUGACAACCAAACAGAUGAGAACAAUGAAGAGACCUCUUGCAUCUAUAUUGACGGUCCUGGUGGAUCCGGUAAAACAUAUCUAUACACUACCCUUUAUGGUAUGCUGAAGACGAGAAAUAAAAAUGUUUGUACGAUGGCGUUCACCGGUAUCGCAGCCACAUUGCUUCCACAUGGAAGAACAGUGCAUAAAACGUUCGGAUUACCAGUUCCUCUAUUUUCGGACUCCAAUUCGAGCAUUAAAAACAAUACGAAAGAGGCAAACUAUCUUAAAAGUGUCGACGUUUUCAUUUGGGACGAAGCACCAAUGGCACCAAAGGAUGCAUUAGAAGUUAUCGAGAGAACAUUACGCGAUUUAACGAACAAUAGGUUGCCUUUUGGAGAUAAAUGUAAAAACAUAUUAAAAAUCAGAACAUAUAACGAUUUGAAAUUCAAGAACGUUAAAAUGCCAGAGGCUGUGAAUGAUGGAGAAGCCGGCUAUCAUUCUUCAUGUUACAGGCGAUUUUCUGCUGUAGAUUUUAAUAAAUAUAAACCAAGACCAAAAGUAAAGCAUCCUCCACCUAAUGUGAGUGCACCUUUGCAUUCUUUGAUACCUUCUACCAGUGCUGGACAGCCUUCUACUAGUGCUGGACAGCCUUCUACCAGUGCUGGACAGCCUUCUAACAGUGCUGGACAGCCUUCUUUGACGUUAGAUUAUUGCUGUUCCAUUUCACCUUCCACGGCUACUGUUCACACUGCCGAUAUCGAACGAGACCAAAAAAUUCAGAGAACAUCAGCAGAUGAGGGCGCGAACACCAGUAACCUUCAAGACCUAAAAGAUUUCCAUGGACAACCUGAUCAAAAAUGUUUCUUCUGUCGUAAGUGCAAUAAAAGGAGGAAUGGCCGUUUGCAAUUAUUAAUUGUUGCAAAAUCCGACAGGCUUCUGAAAAAAAUGAAAACUAUUGCAACUGAAGUGAACGACAUAGAUGUUUUAUUGGAUUUAAGUUUCUACGUAGCUUCCAAUUCACCUUUUAUCUAUCAUAAAGUUUGCUACCGAAGUUAUCUAAACAAAAUGAAUAAAAAAUUAUCUGAUAAACAUACUGCCUGGCAUGAUCGUCGCAACCACUACAAGAAAGCUUAUCAAAAUCUUUGCGAAUAUAUUAAUGCGGAGAUUUUGUCCAAGAAACGUUGCGCAUUGUAUUCCGAUAUAUGCCAAUAUUUUCAAAUAAUUCUGAAGGAACAAUAUGAUAAUGUUUCCUUAGAUGUUGGAAUAUUUUGUACCAGUUACCUGAAAAAAAAAUUGCUGGCAACCUUUGGUGAGAAAAUUCAAAUAUUAGAAGUGGAGGGAUCAACGGUACUUGCAUAUGGGGGUAUUAAUGAACUAGCUGAUACAUUCAUUUCAAGAUUAAAAAUUAAUUCAAUAAUAAGGAAAGCCGCAUUAUCAUUAAGGGAUGAAAUUAAAAAUAUUGACACUAAUACUUUACCAGAAGAGCUCAAUGCACAACAAUUGAUACAGGGUGAAUGCGAUAUACCCGAACUAUUAAUACUUUUUUGGUCGACAUUGUUAAGUGGUUUCGAUUUAAAAAAGAAGAAAAGUACCAAAUGUGAAAGGCUCGUUAAAUCAUUUUCUGAAGACAUGAUAUAUGCCGUUAGCAAUGGAGCUAUAAAAACGUCUGGCCAAUAUGAAGUUUUUGAAAACAAAUUUAACCAUAUGGAUGCGGCUUGGGGUUGUCCAACUGAAAGCGGCUGGAAGUUGGAGGGAAAUAAAUUAGUAUUUAAUUGGUUUGAUGGUCCAGCAUUACCUACAGGAGUUAUCAGCGAUAUUGUUAUAGAUCGUGAAGAUAGUGAUGAAGACGAUGAUGAGGAAAUUUCCAAUACGGACGUCAAAUACGAAUUCGAUACGAGUGAGGAUGAUGGCAGCGACAAUGAAGACCUUGGCGUAGAAGAAACUACGCCUAAACUGUUUCAUGUAGUGUUUGACUUUAUUUAUAGUGAUGAUUGUUUUUGA
Molecule: messenger RNA, 2538 nt
Organism: Ceutorhynchus assimilis (cabbage seed weevil)
Lineage: Eukaryota; Metazoa; Arthropoda; Insecta; Coleoptera; Curculionidae
Source: the annotation of a GenBank genome assembly